This is a messenger RNA of Hyalella azteca, 1735 nucleotides long. It is a transcript of the gene crn, whose product is annotated as crooked neck-like protein 1. The record is from RefSeq and is a predicted model, not a curated record. NCBI's taxonomy places the organism in Eukaryota, Metazoa, Arthropoda, Malacostraca, Amphipoda, Hyalellidae. The transcript is spliced from 9 exons. Gene Ontology annotation, molecular function: protein binding. Gene Ontology annotation, biological process: spliceosomal complex assembly; mRNA splicing, via spliceosome. The annotation marks the transcript as partial. Gene Ontology annotation, cellular component: U2-type catalytic step 2 spliceosome; precatalytic spliceosome; Prp19 complex.
CCACCUCCAAGACAGAAAAUUGCAGACCCUGAGGAACUGCAGGAAUAUCGACUAAAGAAAAGGCGUGCAUUUGAAGACAACAUCCGCAAGAACCGCGGCAAUGUCUCCAACUGGCUCAAGUACUCCAAAUGGGAAGAGGAACAAGGAGAAAUACGUAGAGCUCGGUCAGUUUAUGAGCGCGCGCUUGACGUUGAGCAUCGCAACAUCACGCUGUGGCUCAAGUAUGCUGAGAUGGAGAUGCGCUGCAAGCAGGUUAACCACGCCCGCAAUGUGUGGGAUCGCGGAGUGACGCUCUUGCCCCAAGCCAGCCAGUUCUGGUACAAGUACACCUACAUGGAAGAGAUGCUGCGCAACCCUGCUGGUGCAAGAGAGAUCUUUGAACGAUGGAUGGAGUGGGAACCUGAAGAACAAGCGUGGCGAACUUACAUCAAGUUCGAGCUGCGGUACAAGGAGCUGGACCGUGCCAGGGCCAUAUAUGAGCGCUUCAUAUACGUACAUCCUGAGGCCAAGAAUUGGAUCAAAUACGCGCGUUUCGAAGAGAACCACGGUUACAUCAACAGCGCCAGAUUCGUCUACGAGCGAGCAAUCGAGUUCUAUGGCGAUGACCACAUGGAUGAAAGUCUGUUCAUUGCUUUUGCCAAGUUCGAGGAGAACCAAAAAGAACAUGAACGAGCCAAAACCAUUUAUAAGUAUGCCCUCGAUCAUAUGUCUAAAGAUCAGUGCCUUAAUCUCUACAAUGAAUACACUCGACAUGAGAAAAAGUACGGCGACAGGUCAUCUAUAGAUGAUGUGAUCACCAGCAAGAGAAAAUUUCAGUAUGAAGAAGCACUUGAGAAGAAUAAUCUGGACUAUGACACUUGGUUUGACUACGUGCGUAUGCUGGAAGCCGAUGGCAACGUUGAUCUCAUUCGUGAGACAUAUGAGAAAGCAAUUACAUGCAUUCCUCCAGUCAAGGAGAAACAGCAUUGGCGGAGGUACAUCUACUUGUGGAUAUUCUACGCUGUGUUUGAGGAGUGCGUCACCAAGGACAUGGACAGAGCAAGGAACGUCUACAACAAGUGUCUGCAGCUCAUCCCUCACAAACUUUUCACCUUUGCCGAAAUUUGGUUGCUUUAUGCAAAAUUUGAAAUCCGGCGUAAAAACCUCACGGCUGCGAGAAAAACCCUGGGUCGUGCCAUUGGUAUGUGCCCUAAACACAAGCUCUUCCGUGGUUACAUCGACCUCGAAAUUAAACUCAGAGAGUUUGACAGAUGCCGGAAACUGUACGAGAAAUGGGUCUUCUUCGAUCCUGAGAACAGCAAGUGUUGGAUUCAGUUCGCAACUCUUGAGGCGAUGUUGAGCGACACUCAGAGAGCUCGAGCGAUCUAUGAACUCGCCGUCAAGCAGCCACGACUUGACAUGCCGGAGUACAUGUGGAAAGCUUACAUUGACUUCGAGGUGCAAGAAGAAGAGUGGCCUCGAGUACGUGCCUUGUACGAGCGCCUCCUCCAGCGCACGCAACGCGUCAAUGUUUGGCUGAGUUACGCACGUACCGAGCAAAAUAUCCCCGACUCCGGUGACAGGGCGCGAAAAAUAUACCAAAAGGCCUACAACAUCUUACGGUCGUGUGAAGAGAAAGAGCAGCGGAUCAUGCUGCUGGAGGCUUGGAAAGAAUAUGAAGAAAGCUUUGGUACAGAAGAAAAGGUUCAAAAUUAAGAAAUUGUCAGCGUGGAUGAAUAAAAAAAGUCAAAAUGGU